Cynara cardunculus var. scolymus (artichoke) is the source of this 1211-nucleotide messenger RNA. Its product is annotated as O-glucosyltransferase rumi homolog. Lineage: Eukaryota; Viridiplantae; Streptophyta; Magnoliopsida; Asterales; Asteraceae. The transcript has 4 exons. The record is from RefSeq and is a predicted model, not a curated record. The coding region runs from base 16 to 1155 and encodes 379 amino acids.
GGGAUCACAAGAGACAUGGUGGAGAGAGCAAAAGCGAGUGCGCAUUUCAGGCUAGUAAUCCUCGACGGAAAAGCGUACGUCGAAAGCUUCAGAAAGUCGAUUCAGACUCGAGAUUUGUUCACGCUAUGGGGGUUUCAGCAGUUGUUACGGCGGUAUCCUGGCAGAAUUCCUGAUCUGGAACUUAUGUUCGAUUGCGAUGAUCGGCCGGUGGUCAAUGCGAAACGCUACUUCCGGCGGCCGAAUCCCGGGCCGCCGCCGCUGUUCAAGUACUGUUCGGAUAUCUGGAGCUUGGAUAUCGUCGUACCGGAUUGGUCCUUUUGGGGAUGGCCUGAGACAAAUCAAAAGCCAUGGGAAGUUGCGUUGAAGGAUAUUAAAGAAGGAAACAAGAGAGUGAAAUGGAAGGAGAGGGUACCCUACGCAUAUUGGAAGGGUAACCCUAAUGUGGCCCCCGUUAGGGCCGACCUUCUCAAAUGUAACCACACUCCUCAUGUUGACUGGGCUACCCGUUUAUUUUCUCAGAACUGGGAAAAUGAAUCAGCACAAAGAUAUAAGAAUUCGAAUGUUGAAGACCAAUGUACUUACAGGUAUAAGAUAUACGUAGAAGGAUGGGCAUGGUCGGUGAGUGAGAAAUACAUAUUGGCGUGUGAUUCGCCAACGUUAUAUAUAACCCCACAUUUCUACACUUUCUUCAUAAGAGGGAUGUCACCACUCGAGCAUUUUUGGCCUAUUCGAGAAACCGACAAAUGUAAAUCUCUUAAAUUUGCCGUCGAGUGGGGCAACAAUCACACUUCCAAGGCACAAGAGAUUGGCGACGCAUCAAGCCGGUUCAUUCAAGAAUAUGUGAAGAUGGAAUACGUUUAUGACUACAUGUUACAUCUACUGACCAAAUACGCCAAGCUCUUGAAGUUCAAACCUACCAUCCCUCCAAAUGCAGUAGAGCUAUGUUCAGAGUCGAUGGCAUGCCUUGCGGAUGGAAAAUGGAGGAAGUUCAUGGUGGAUUCGCUUGUGGAGUACCCUACAGAUACGACCCCAUGUAAUAUGCCUCCACCCUACGAUCCCUCGGCUCUUAAAGCUAUUAUAGACAACAGAACAAGAACGAUAAAACAAGUGGAAAUGUGGGAAGAUGAAUUUUGGAAAAAUAAGAACUUGAAAUAAUGACGAAUCUUGUUGUACUCGGUCUUAAUUGGCUUGUGACAUUCUAGCUACCAGGA